Molecule: messenger RNA, 413 nt
Organism: Anopheles cruzii
Lineage: Eukaryota; Metazoa; Arthropoda; Insecta; Diptera; Culicidae
Exons: 3
Coding region: 51-413 (120 amino acids)
Biological process (GO): sodium ion transport
Cellular component (GO): membrane
Molecular function (GO): sodium channel activity
Source: RefSeq, a predicted model, not a curated record
AUCCCGAUACAUCGUAUCUUCAAUGGAACAGUACUUUUCCGGCCAUAUCAAUGUGUUUUGGAAAGGGACGAACGAAUCAGAUAACAAACUUUUUGAAGGAACAUUGGAUGAGCAGCAAUUUUACUCCCUCCAAAAAUGCAGCAUACUUAUGGACAAAAGUGGCCCAGGCGUAUCUAUUCAUCAGUCCCAAUGCCAACAUUGACGAAGACAAUAACAUAGUUUGUGAUGGAUUCAAUAGUACGUGCAAUUUAAAUUUAGAAGUUAUGAGAAAUGCGUUUUUUCCAACAGAUUGCAAGGAAGUAUUUAUUAGUGUCAAAUACAAAGGCCAGGCGUACGAUUGUGAUCAACUGUUCAAGUUUUCUCUCACCGAAAUGGGAAGCUGUUUUACCACAAACAGUAUUUACAAUCAGUGA